GGUAGACCAGCAGCUGCCCCGGGCCCAGAGCUCGGAGAAGCCUGGAAUCGUUUGGGAGGGCCAGAGAGGCGGCUGGGGCCGCGCGUGGGGGAGCGACUCAAGAAAUCCCCUUCUCUGGAAAGAGAAUUGGGGAAAAGGCCCGGAGUAGCCCGGAAGCCUCCCCCGGAGCGGAGAGAGCCGGCUCGUGCCCGAGCCGGGCAGGACGCCAACGUGGCCCUCGCUCCGGGCCCCCAGAAGAUGGUCCCCCCCGGAUCCAGAGCCCACGUGUGUGAGCUGCGCCAUCAGAGCUUCGAAGCCAGCACGGAGCUCACGCGACACCAGAGGAGCCACGUGGGGGAGAAGCCAUGCACGUGCGCCGAAUGCGGGAAAGUGUUCAGUCAGAGUUCCUACCUCCUUCAGCACCAGAGAGUCCACACUGGAGAGAAGCCCUAUCGGUGUCGAGAGUGCGGAAAAGCCUUUGCCUGGAGCUCCAACCUCAUCCAGCACCAGAGGAUCCACACCGGAGAGAAGCCCUACGAGUGCCCCGAGUGUGGCAAGGCCUUCCGGGCCCAUUCCCAGCUUAUCCACCACCAGAAGAUUCACAGCGGCGAGAAGCCCUAUCGGUGCGAGGAGUGCGGCAAGGCCUUCGGCAGGAGCACGACUCUCAUUCAGCACCAGAGGAUUCACACCGGCGAGAAGCCCUAUCAGUGCAAGGAGUGCGGCAAGGCCUUUAACUGGAACUCCAACUUCAUCGAGCACCAGAGGAUUCACACGGGCGAGAGACCCCACGAGUGUAACGAGUGCGGGAAGGCCUUCAGCCAGAGCUCCAACCUCAUUGAACACCUGAAGAUCCACACGGGGGAGAAGCCCCACGAGUGCAAUCAGUGCGGGAAGUCCUUCAUGCGCAGCUCGGGCCUCCGCCAGCACCAGAGGAUUCACACCGGAGAGAAGCCCUACCCGUGCCACGAGUGCGGGAAGACCUUCAGGGAGAGCUCGCAGCUCAUUCAGCACCAGAGAAUCCACACCGGGGAGAGGCCCUUCGAAUGCCAGGAGUGCGGGAAAGCCUUCAUCUUGAUCUCGAACCUGACCGAGCACCAGAGGAUUCACACCGGAGAGAAGCCCCAUGAGUGUGCCGAGUGCGGGAAAGCCUUCAGCCAGAGGUCCAACCUCAUCAGCCACCAGAGAAUCCACACGGGAGAAAAGCCCUACGAGUGCGGUGAGUGCGGGAAGACGUUCAAGGGCAGCUCGGGCCUCGUUCACCAUCAGAGGAUCCACACGGGAGAGAGACCCUACGUGUGCGGCGAAUGCGGGAAGACCUUCCGCGGGAGCUCGGAGCUCCGGCAGCACCAGAGACUCCAUUCGGGGGAGAAGCCCUACGUGUGCAGUGAGUGCGGCAAGGCCUUCGUUCGAAACUCGGAGCUCAUCAGCCACCAGCGAAUUCACACCGGCGAGAGGCCCUAUAAGUGUGGCUUGUGCGGCAAGCCCUUCAGCCAUCGCUCCAACCUCAACGAGCACCAGAAAAGACACGGAGGUGGUCGCAGGGGGAGCAGUGAUCCUGAGGACGCCCAGGCUGAGGGCUGAGGACAGGCUGUAGGAGGGAGGCAGAUGGAGGGAUCUCGGGGCAGCCCCCACGCACUGAGGAAGCGACGACUGUCGUGGGAUCCUUCCGCUCCCCAGAGGCCGGGUGACGGUGAGACGCGGCUCCCCCUGGUUGGCAGCCGAAGGGCGGAAUGUGUGUGAAGGGGUGUGCAGGUGGCCCCAGGUCAAUAAAGCCGUGUCUGCCGCAACCAGAGUGAAUGAUUGCCUUCCCCGAGCUCCCCUCGGAAGACCUUCCUGCACGCUCGGGGUCCGCGGCAGCUACCCACGGCCUCCCAGACGCAGGGUUUCCGGAGCUGGAGCCGCGCAGCGGAGGCGGGAGCGAUCUUCGCCGGAGCAGCGCUCGCCGGCGGUGGGCGGGGCUUGGGCUCCUCCCAGUGCUCAGUAAACUUCCCUCU
This is a messenger RNA of Gracilinanus agilis (Agile Gracile Mouse Opossum), 1973 nucleotides long. It is a transcript of the gene ZNF497, whose product is annotated as zinc finger protein 497. Gene Ontology annotation, cellular component: nucleus. Gene Ontology annotation, biological process: regulation of transcription by RNA polymerase II. Bases 238 to 1560 code for a protein of 440 amino acids. Lineage: Eukaryota; Metazoa; Chordata; Mammalia; Didelphimorphia; Didelphidae. Gene Ontology annotation, molecular function: DNA-binding transcription factor activity, RNA polymerase II-specific; RNA polymerase II transcription regulatory region sequence-specific DNA binding. The transcript is spliced from 2 exons. The record is from RefSeq and is a predicted model, not a curated record.